Messenger RNA from Andrographis paniculata, 1403 nucleotides. Its product is annotated as bidirectional sugar transporter N3-like. Bases 130 to 1029 code for a protein of 299 amino acids. Gene Ontology annotation, molecular function: sugar transmembrane transporter activity. Gene Ontology annotation, cellular component: membrane. The record is from RefSeq and is a predicted model, not a curated record. The transcript is spliced from 6 exons. NCBI's taxonomy places the organism in Eukaryota, Viridiplantae, Streptophyta, Magnoliopsida, Lamiales, Acanthaceae. Gene Ontology annotation, biological process: carbohydrate transport.
UUGCCUUCAUCUCAUCAUCUUCUCCCUCUUUUUUGUGUUCAACCAAAGAGAGUGAAGAACCAAAUAUACAUACAGACACAUACAUACAUACAGUUUAAUUUGUGCAGAGGCAGAUAGAGAAUAUUAGAGAUGGCUCUCUUUGACAUUCAUCACCCAUGGGCAUUUACUUUCGGCAUUUUAGGUAAUAUUGUGUCAAUCUUCGUGUACCUUGCUCCCAUGCCAACAUUCAUAAGAAUUCAUAAGGAAAAAUCAACAGCGGGAUUCGACUCACUGCCGUACCUGGUUACGCUUUUCUCUGCAAUGCUGUGGAUGUAUUAUGCAUUCCUUAAGACAAAUUCAAUUCUUUUGAUCUCCAUCAACUCUUUUGGAUGCGUUGUUGAGACCAUCUACAUCUUAAUGUACCUCUUUUAUGCAUCCAACAAGGCCAGGAGCCACACGGCCAAAUUAUUGGGGGUUAUGAAUGUGGGAAUGUUAUCUUUGAUAUUCCUAGUCACAUUUUUUACAUUCAAAGGACUGAACCGGCUUCACAUUGUUGGGUGGAUCUGUGAUGCUGUCUCUGUCAGUGUCUUCGCAGCACCCUUGACCAUUGUGUUUCAAGUUGUCCGCACACGCAGUGUUGAAUUCAUGCCAUUUCCGCUGUCAUUCUUCUUGACUCUGAGUGCGGUUAUGUGGUUUGCAUACGGCCUUUUCCAGAAGGAUCUAUAUGUUGCGCUUCCAAACGUGUUGGGAUUUUUCUUGGGAGUGCUUCAGAUGGUGUUGUAUGGGAUCUUCAGGAACAUGAAGGAAGAAGACAUGAUAUUUGACGAGGAGAAAAAUUCAGCAGCAGCAGCAGCACAAGUGCACGUGACAGAUCCUCAGCAGUCGUCUAACAAUCCGGAACAAGUAGUGCAAAACUCAUCUGGAAAGAAUAUGGACACCAUGACUGAUGCAAUUGAAGAAGAGGAAGGGAUGGGGAAGGAUGUUUGUAAAGAGGAAAACCAGCACCCUGUUGUACUUGUUUGUGCAGCUGCAGCAGUGACCUCACCUUAAUCAAUUAACUAAUUAAUUAAUUGCCCUGCCCGCCAACAAAUUAAGCCUUUGACUUUGAUCGUAUCCGCGAUCGAUUGAGCUCCCUUGCCGGCCUGGUUGAUGAUUCCUUUGAGCAGCAUUAAUUAUGUUAAUCCCUCUCUUAGUCAUCUUCUACAAUACAAACUAACAUAUACAUAUAUAGUUUCGACAGUGAAUCUUCAUCCUUGGUAGAUCUAUCGAGUUGCUGCUGCUGCUGCUGUUGUCAUACAGCUUAUCAUCGAGGCUUUGUUUUACCUCCUCUCAUCUGUACUUAGGACUUCCAUCAUACGGCUUGUAGGUACAUCUUUUAAUUUCCGCAUCAUUAAACCUACUAUAUAUUAUUAUUAUUACUAGAU